UUAUUAUUGAAUCAAACGCCAGCUAGUUGGAAUAAUCCCAGAUAGCCCUGAGUUUCUGAUUCUGGGCUUGAAGAAAAAAGGAAUUUGCAGAGAGAAAUAGAAAGAGAGAGGGAGUGCAAAAGCUUCCUCUUCUCUGUUAUCUCUUAGAACCAUUUUAUCAUUUAGAUGGUUAAUUGCUAAGUUACAUACAAAAAGGGAAAAAAAAAUUUUCAUACCCAUAUUUAUAUAUAUGUGAGCAUUGAUAGAUCAAAAGUUUUUCUCCUGUCUCCCUCCCUUCAAUUUCAGAUUCUUUUGCCAAGGCUGAAUUUGGUAUAUAAUCUUAAUGUGUCCUUUCUUGGAUCAUCAUAAAUCAUGAGUAAACUUCGUGUUCUUUCCUCCCCACUAUUGGCUCCUUCUUCUCCUUCUUCUUCUUCUUCAUCACCCCAAGAUUGCUAUGAUGAUUCUGCUCUGGAAGGGGUUGCAGCUAAUGUAAAAUUAUUGCUAAAGCUGAUUCAAGAUCACAAAGAUGCGUGCUACAAGCACAAAAACGAUGGCAGGAGAAUGCUAAGGGUGGCGACGAUGAUGACGAUUCUCGACAACGUCAGGAACCGAAUUCAGAAAUGUCAGUUUGGAAAUAAAAGAUCCGAAGCAGAGCUGAGGAGAUGCAAUACGGAUCCAAAACCGCAGCAGCAAGUCCAUAGCCCGAAAACACCUCCCACGGAUCCGCGAAGGCGAGGAGGAGGCGCAGGAGGAGGAGGGGAUGAGUCGUCUUCAAGUUCCUUCGAUGAGCACGAGAAAUUAAAGAAAGCGUUCAACGCGAGCCUGGCUGCGAGGAAGAGCCUGGAAAUCAUGUGCUCCAGUUUAGGGAAAGAGAAAGAGAUUAUGUCCGCGGAGCUGGCUAAAAAGGUACACGAAGUGAACGAAAUGGAUGAAAUGAUCAACGAUCUCAGGGCGCAGAACGAGACAUUAUCCGAAAAGCUGAAGCAAUACGCCUCAGAGCCGAACAGGGAAAAAAGGAUGAUGACGAGCGAAGCCCAUGGAAACGCGAUUCUCCAGGAGCGAAACAGGGCGCUUUCGGACCAUUUACAGAGGUCCCUGGAUGGUUACCGAUCCCUGAAGAGGAAGCUGAGGGAAGCGGUGGAGGAAAAUCUGAUGGCUCAAUCAACAAUGGAGGAAAUGGUAGGUAAAGUCAAGGAAAGCUUAACAAGAUUCCGGAGUUUUAAAGGACGGAUAGCCGCUGAUUCUUCAGCUGCGGCUGCAAUUGAAGCAGAAAUUGUGCAUUUAGAGGAAGUUUUCGACCUUCUACAAAUGAAGGUUGCCACUACUAAAAUCGGUCAGAAUAAAAAGAUAGAUUACGGAAAACAACAGAAAAGCGAGACGGCUAUAAGUCGACCAUAUGUAGCUGUAUGAGAGAGAUAAAAUGGUGGACUUGUAUAAUUUGUAUACUUAGGUUCCUCGUCGUUCGGGAUUUCUUUCCCCCUGGAUUUUCUGUUUUCCAUAUUGUGCAGACCUGAGAUGGAUAGUUCGUCAUGUUUAUGUGAGGCUGAUUCUACUAGUAAAUAGACUCGUUUUGAUCAAACACAUUUUGUCACAUUUCUGACUGGAUAUCUUCUGAACCAGUCAGAAUUUUAUUUUAUUUUUUCUAUUUCCU
Messenger RNA from Oldenlandia corymbosa var. corymbosa, 1630 nucleotides. The record is from the annotation of a GenBank genome assembly. NCBI's taxonomy places the organism in Eukaryota, Viridiplantae, Streptophyta, Magnoliopsida, Gentianales, Rubiaceae.